Astyanax mexicanus (Mexican tetra) is the source of this 1421-nucleotide messenger RNA. RefSeq names its product C1D nuclear receptor corepressor (gene c1d). Lineage: Eukaryota; Metazoa; Chordata; Actinopteri; Characiformes; Acestrorhamphidae. Gene Ontology annotation, biological process: maturation of 5.8S rRNA; regulation of gene expression. Bases 68 to 505 code for a protein of 145 amino acids. The transcript has 5 exons. Gene Ontology annotation, cellular component: nucleolus; exosome (RNase complex). The record is from RefSeq and is a predicted model, not a curated record. Gene Ontology annotation, molecular function: DNA binding; RNA binding.
UGUGUACAGAAAUAACAGGAAAUGACUGUGUCUCUGCUUCUUUGCGGCUGUAGGAGUGUGUAAGAUAAUGGCGGAGGAAAGCUCAGCUGAGGAGUAUCCCAUGGAAAUCGAUGAGUUCCUCACAGGUUUCCAGUCUUCUGUGAAUAAUGUUCAGAGUGUAAUACAGACUCUCAUGUCUGUGUCUAAGAGCGAGCAUCUGAAGCUAGAUCCACUUGAGCAAGCCAAACUGGACCUGAUGUCUGCUUACACCCUCAACUCUCUGUUUUGGAUGUAUCUUGUGACACAAGGAAUUAACCCAAAAGAACAUGGAAUCAAACAAGAACUGGAGAGAAUCCGGACGUAUAUGAACAGGGUGAAGGAGAUUACAGAUAAGAAGAAAGCAGCUCGUCUGGACAAAGAUGCAGCGUCUCGGUUUGUACGAAACGCCCUGUGGGACGCAGAGGAGAGUAAAGCCAAAGGUGAUGCUGAGAACCCUCACAAAGCCAAGCAGAGGAAACUAAAUUGAGCAGGACAGUUUUGAACUGCCUUACAAGAACCUGCACACAAUGUGUGUGUCUUAUUUAUCAAUGAGAUUUCUCUCAUUGCUUUGCCCUUUUUAUACAAAAAUCAUUGUUUUAGUUUUAUGUUUUGUUUAUAUAGUUAAAGUACAAUAGAAGAGUAUUGCCUGCUCAUUGUCAGGCACUGGUUUUAUAACUUGAAGGAAUUGUUUGGCAAAAAAGAUAAUGUGAAUAAUCACAAAACCCUGAUGCAGUUAAUCAGCCAACAGAUUUUGGGUUUUCAGUUUAAAACAGGAGGUGCUAGUGUUAAUGUGCUUGAUGUUUCAAAUAGUCACUGGUCUAACGUUAAAGCAACUAUUUUACUAAAGAAAAGCGAAAAAUAAUCCCCCGCAUUUGUCUUGAUUUCUGAAACCUGUGGUUACGAUGUGGAAAUAUGACCCUUCCCUCAUGUUCAUGGUAAAAGAAGCACAUUUGAUGUAUUAAACAUGUCUUUAUUGACUGAUUAACUGCAUCUGGAGUCAGUGAUUUAAUGAUAUUUAUGAAUUUGUUCAACAAGUUAUAAGUUUAUUAUGAAACCUGAAUGGAAAUGAGAUUAACAGUGAGGAGUAGAGGUGUUUUUGUGUAUUAUUUAAACAGCACCAUUCAUUCUGGACAAAACACAUUAUUUUAGUUUACAACAGCAGUUCUUCUGCAGUCAUUUGUAACUUGUUGAAUGUUUGCAGCCUAUUGGACAGUUUGCACUUUCAAAUUAGGUUUUCCAUCUUUAAAGGUCAUGUCCACACCUCUCACAUUUAUUUCUGUUUCUUUCUGUGUGAGGAUUCUGGUAUUAAGAAGAGUAAGACUGUAACUGUGCACACAUGUAGAUUUAAUGUCAGUCAUCUAGUCCCAUUACAAUUAAAGCCUGUUUUCUCAACAAACAAAAAA